AUCUAAAUUUAAAUUCUCUUUGAUUACACCCUUCAUUGUUAUGUAUAGUGUUACUUGAAUUAAUUUACAAUAUGUAUUACUACUGUUUGGCCUAUAAAUAAUUAUCAUAGCACAAACCUGUUUAUAAGGCUAUGGAAUCCUCAACGCGUCACCCUUUGGACCCACGGAGUAAUGUUGCCAAAUUGGGAGGCUAUAACCCUCUCGAGUAUGUACUCGAUGAUGUUUCUUUAACUGUUAAAACGGAUGAGAGUUUGACUCCAAACAGACCUCCAUGUUUAACUCAACAAACUGUAGGAAAAUUUCUUCAGCCAUUGACAAGGGAAUUAAACGAAAUUCCUCUAAGGCCAACUAUUGACGAACUCCCAAAUGCUGUCAUAGAUAAAAUGGUGGAAAUGGAUAAGGCCUUCUGGGUUGAUAAGCCUGGUGCAAAUGCAUAUAAUCUUCAUGAUGCCUACAUGAAAUCUGGAAUGACAUCUGAGAAGAUAUUACCUCAUCAUCAAGAUGUAUUUCCAAGGUCUUAUCAGUAUGAUCUGGAUUGUGUUAAGUACAGGCGUGAACAUGCAUGUGAUGCAUUUAACAGAGACGGAGGUGAAUCAAAGGACCAAUCUGGAAUGCCAUGUCAAAGUUGUGAGAAAUCAUCCGAUCCAAAACGACCCACCGUGGCGUCCAGCGAAAACUCAAACCAGAAACGUUGGCGAUACUAUCCUGAUGUUUCAGCAACAUUGACGCCAAAUGAAAUUCAAGAUUUAAUGAAUAAACUUGGACGACCAUAUCAGAAUGAAGCUUGCAACUGGUACUAUGAAAAUUAUCCUCCCGUGAAGUACAAUUGUAUUUUAAGAAAGUUUUCUAAAUAGUGUCUGACUAUUCAAUAUCUAACUCGUAAUUUCCCAGCUGUGUUAACUAUUUCACAAAUUUUCAUAUAUUAAAGUCCCACAAAUUUAUCGCGUGGUAUUCCAAAUAUUUUGUAAUUUGCUGCUGACGGUGACUCCUUUUAACCUUUUUUGAUCUUCUUUUUUAAAUUAAUAAACAUUAACAAAUCCUUUUUAA
Molecule: messenger RNA, 1047 nt
Organism: Leptidea sinapis
Lineage: Eukaryota; Metazoa; Arthropoda; Insecta; Lepidoptera; Pieridae
Exons: 6
Coding region: 132-854 (240 amino acids)
Source: RefSeq, a predicted model, not a curated record